Molecule: messenger RNA, 519 nt
Organism: Candida tropicalis MYA-3404
Lineage: Eukaryota; Fungi; Ascomycota; Pichiomycetes; Serinales; Debaryomycetaceae
Gene: MSO1
Product: Mso1p
Exons: 1
Coding region: 1-519 (172 amino acids)
Source: RefSeq, a predicted model, not a curated record
AUGCAACAUUCAAGUGCUGGAGGAGGAUUCUUUUCUAAGAUAAAGGAGAAUUAUAGUAGCAAAUUAGCAAACUUAUCCAUAUCAGGAGGUGCAUAUUCAGAGAAAGACGGGUCUUCUGCAGAUGACACAUUGAUACAUAAUGCAUUUGUUAAAUACUAUGAUUCUAAAGGUUUACCAUAUCCAGAUUGGUUAGGUGUUAAAACUUUCCAAAGUCAGCAACAACUACAACAAGGUUAUGGUAAUCAAUAUCAACAGCAACAACAAGAUUAUUCACAAUCUAAAUUCCAACCAGUACGCCAUGACAACUCUUACAAUAAUAGCUAUUCAGCAAGACAACAACAACAACAAUAUCAACAGCAACAGCAACAACAACAACAAGAAACACCUAGUCCCGAGAGACCAAGUGCUGGUUAUCAGCGGUCGUCAAGUCGUUUACAAGAUUUAUACAAUAAAUCACGUCAACAGACUGUACCUGGACAAGGAUACAGAACUGCUAAUACAUGGAACUCUAAUCGCUAG